Messenger RNA from Cannabis sativa, 369 nucleotides. RefSeq lists its product as uncharacterized. The record is from RefSeq and is a predicted model, not a curated record. The transcript has a single exon. NCBI's taxonomy places the organism in Eukaryota, Viridiplantae, Streptophyta, Magnoliopsida, Rosales, Cannabaceae. The coding region runs from base 1 to 369 and encodes 122 amino acids.
AUGGAUCUCAUGAAUAGGGUAUUCAAGGAUGUCCUCGAUACCUUUGUAAUUGUAUUUAUCGAUGAUAUUCUUGUGUACUCUCGGUCGGAAGCAAAACAUGAACAACAUCUUCGUAUGGUUCUGCAACAACUCAGAGAUCACAAACUCUAUGCGAAAUUCAAGAAGUGUGAGUUUUGGCUGUCCCAAGUAUCUUUUCUGGGACAUAUUUUUGGGAAAGGUGGAAUUAUGGUGCACCUAGGAAAGGUUGAAGCAGUGAAGAAUUGGCCUAGACCGAAAACAGUUACUGAAGUGCAAAGUUUUCUCGGUUUGGCAGGUUACUAUCGACGGUUUGUAGAAGGAUUUUCAAAAAUUGCAAUGCCAUUAUCUUAA